CGUGUCUUACAUGCUGCAUGUCCAGAGUUACGUCAAAGCAUUAUAAAUCUCGGUUGUGAUUUUUGAAAUAGCCUAUUUUUGAGUGUUUUAUUUCUAACCUCCAAAUUUUUAGAGCACGUUUUUCUUUUCCCUUGGCCAGCAUGCCUAAAUGCUACGUGUGUAGAGCCAAGCCUGGUUCGAUAAAGGUUAUUGAUGAUGCUAAGCAGUGUAAAGGGUGCGGGCAAUAUUACCAUGCGUCAUGUGCAGAUAGAGCUGCAGUAAAUGUGCAAGGUGCAUAUGUACCUUGCUGUGGAAAUGGUAAUAAUACUGGCAAGGUAGUGUCGCAAAAGCUUAAUGCGAGUACUUCUGGUAACAGUACUUCUGUUACCAGAAAACAAGCGAUGAAAGUUAAGGCAACGCCUGCAGAUACUGGCAUUGGAGCAGAUGAAGAAGAUGUGGAGAGUUUGGAUCCUAGCAUUAAAAAACUCUGGGGCUUAAUAAGAGAUAAGUUUAAUCGUUUGGAGAGCAAAGUUGAUGGAUUUUCUGAAUCUAUUGAGUUGGUGAAUGAUAGAAUUGAUGUGAUUGAGAGUCGAAUUGAUAACAUCGAAGAGUCUGUGUCUAAAAUAGACAGUAGUGCCUUAUUCAAUGAGGUUAGUGAGAGAUUCAAGAGAGAGAAGAAUUUUAUCAUAUUUAAUAUGUCUGAUUCCAUAAAUGCGGUGAAAGAAGAUCUAAGCGUAGUGCAGAAUCUGUUCAAUCAGUUUGAUGAUGAACUACCUUUCUCACUUAGUGACAUAAAAGUGGUAAGGUUAGGUAUGAAGUUCGUUGAGGGUAAAGUUAAACCGCUGAAAGUGAUAUUAGGCUGUGCUGAUCAUGUUCACUGGGUUUAUAGGAAUAAGGCAAGAAUUGGUGAUGGGAAACUUGUUAUUAAGAGUGAUAUGACUAAGGCUCAGUUAGAUGAGUUACAAAAAGUCAAGGAUGAGUUGAAGAUUAGAUCUGAGUCUGAAGAAAACUUAUCUAUAAAGUUUAUCAACCAUAUACCCACUAUUGUUGCUGUCAGAGCCAAAACAGAUGAUGAUUCAAGAAAGAAAAAGGAGGAUACAAAUGAUUUAAUACUGCAGAAAGAUAGUUUGAGUGAGGUGGACGAUGAGUAACAAAUUGGGCAUGUCAAUGACUUGAAGAUCUACUAUCAGAAUAUCCACAGC
Cephus cinctus (wheat stem sawfly) is the source of this 1181-nucleotide messenger RNA. RefSeq lists its product as uncharacterized. Lineage: Eukaryota; Metazoa; Arthropoda; Insecta; Hymenoptera; Cephidae. The record is from RefSeq and is a predicted model, not a curated record. The transcript has a single exon. The coding region runs from base 141 to 1130 and encodes 329 amino acids.